Rhagoletis zephyria (snowberry fruit fly) is the source of this 1410-nucleotide messenger RNA. RefSeq names its product polycystic kidney disease and receptor for egg jelly-related protein-like. Gene Ontology annotation, biological process: calcium ion transport. NCBI's taxonomy places the organism in Eukaryota, Metazoa, Arthropoda, Insecta, Diptera, Tephritidae. Gene Ontology annotation, cellular component: plasma membrane. Gene Ontology annotation, molecular function: protein binding; monoatomic cation channel activity. The record is from RefSeq and is a predicted model, not a curated record.
AUGUCACUAUCCGGAAGUACACCAGCGACUGAUUCACUCACCAGCCUUGUUGAAGGCUAUGUCAAGGAUUCACUUGAUAUGCCUAUUUACCGCAUCGAAAUGCCAGAGAAUACCGCCGCGAUUGUAAAAUUUUCUGACCCCACCACUCGGCUGCGUGUCAAGCUUGAUUUGUGCACCAAGCCGCGCAGCUAUCAAAUGCGUGACUCUGGCGAUAUUGUGCCGGAGAAGCACACCUUUCGCGUAGUCAACGACAAGGGCGGAAAUGUGUGGGCCUACCUAGCCGUAAUGGCAGCAGAUGAAAUUUCCACGCUGAAGACAUUCAAAUUUGAGAUUACGAUGCUGAAAUGUCUCGUUUGGGACUUUAAGUUACGCGAUCCUGAAUGGUCAACGACUGGUUGCAUACCCAAGCUAAACUUAAGCGAUGCAGAAAACUUGAGUUGCAGUUGUUAUCAUCUGUCCACGUUCGCGGGCAAGAAGCAUCCCACUGCCGCCAUGGAAACUAGUACACCGCGUCAUGUGCUCACUAGCCUGCCUACGAAUGGUUAUAUGGUCGUAGUUUUCUUUUUUCUGCUCCUACUAUUUUCGCUGCUUUUCUGUUACGCCUGGCGUUCUUUGCGCAAUCACAAAGGUGAACUGAUUACAUUACUCGAUCAGGAAGACUACAACAAAGAGUUCGGUGUCAAUGUUCACAUAAGCACCGGCGGCCAUUGGCAUGCCGCUACGUCUGCAAAUGUUAUUCUCAUGUUUGCUGUACCGCAAGGCACGCGCAAAUUUAUAAUUUAUCAAAAUCCCGAGAAUGCGCACUUGGUGCGCAACUCCACUUGCACACUACGCUUACCACUGACAGGCGAUGAUCUUGCUCAGCCACUGUUGCUCAGCAUACGUCGUGACAAUUCCGGCCGCUAUCCCAGUUGGUAUUGUCGUCGUAUUGUCAUUGAGGAUUACGCCAACGAAAUCAUCUGUUCGUUCGAGGUUGAAGCGUGGAUAACGACGAAACCGUUAGUUUUGGAUGCAGCAAAUUUCCGUGAAGGUUCACAAUCUUUUAAGCGCACAUUCCGUGAUACGCUGGAGAGUCUCUGCAUACAGUGGUUCCUAUUUCAGGCUCUGAUAGGACCGUGGAAAUAUGGCGAUUCAACUUUGAAUCGCUUCGAGCGUACUUGCAUCUGGACAGUGAAGUUGGCUGUAACAAUUUGCAUUGUUGCCUGCUAUAUGGGUCCGACGGCAUUGAAGACUUAUGAAGAGGAACGCGAUAAAUACAAUAAUAUUGCUUACGAUUGGGUGGAAAUAUUUUUCCUAUGCAUUUUCUCGUAUAUUAUUUGUUUCUUUGUGGAGAUCGGUCUUAAGGCAUUCAUUUACCACGAUGAGUUGGAACGGGAAAAUGCUGACGAAGAAUAUAUUAAAGAAGAUUGA